Messenger RNA from Lepus europaeus (European hare), 1765 nucleotides. RefSeq names its product activating signal cointegrator 1 complex subunit 1 (gene ASCC1). Gene Ontology annotation, cellular component: nucleus. The record is from RefSeq and is a predicted model, not a curated record. Bases 404 to 1477 code for a protein of 357 amino acids. Gene Ontology annotation, molecular function: RNA binding. Gene Ontology annotation, biological process: DNA alkylation repair; regulation of DNA-templated transcription. Lineage: Eukaryota; Metazoa; Chordata; Mammalia; Lagomorpha; Leporidae. The transcript is spliced from 10 exons.
GGUCGUUCGCUUCCGGGUCUGCCUCGGUUUACCCGCGUCGGCCAGGCCUUUAACCUCGCUUUGGCAUUCUCGUGUUUUUGCUCGCUUUUGUGAUUUAGGGGACCAGCUUCUCCCACCACACCGGAGAAAGCUACUCUUUCCUCUUCCUUCCCAAGCCGUCACGAAGCAGGGUCUUACGUGGGUUAUGGCUCUUCCUUCAGAGCUGUCGCCCAUCGGGUCCGCGUAGGAAAAAGGUUGAGUCCCAGUUUGCGGCUCUCUGAGGGCCCGACCUUGACAUUCGAGUCUAUUUUUGGGGAGAGCUGUUUUCUUGGAGACGUUCCAGGGGAGUAGGGCUCCAGAGGCCGGCGUCAUCCGACAAGUAGAUUCACCAUCCGUGACUUGACCAGAAUUUGGAGAAGGUGUCAUGGAAGUUCUGCGCCCACAACUUGUAAGAAUUGAGGGGCGGAAUUACAGGAAAAACCCCAUCCAAGAAAAGAGCUAUCAGCAUGAAGAAGAGGAGGAGGAUUUCUAUCAAGGCUCCAUGGAGGACGCCGAUGAGCCCUGUGAUGCCUAUGAUGUGGAGCAGACCCCACAAGGAUUCCGCUGUACCGUGAGGGCCCCCAGCCUGCUGUACAAGCAUAUAGUUGGAAAGAGAGGGGACACUAGGAAGAAAAUAGAGCUGGAGACUAAAACUUCUAUCAGCAUUCCUAAACCUGGACAAGAUGGAGAAAUUGUUAUCACCGGCCAGUAUCGAAAUGGUGUGAUUUCCGCCCGCACUCGGAUUGAUGUUCUCUUGGACACUUUUAGGAGAAAGCAGCCCUUCACUCACUUCCUUGCCUUCUUCCUCAAUGAAGCUGAGGUUCAGGAGGGAUUUCUGAAGUUCCAGCAGGCAGUUCUGGAGAAGUGCUCCACGGAUCAUGGAGUUGAUGGCACCAUUUUCCAGAAUCCCAAAAAGCUUCACCUAACUAUUGGGAUGUUGGUACUGCUGAGUGAGGAAGAGAUCCAGCAGACGUGUGAAAUGCUGCAGCAGUGCAAAGAGGAGUUUAUUAAUGACAUUUCUGGGGGCAAACCCCUGGAAGUGGAGAUGGCAGGGAUAGAAUACAUGAAUGAUGAUCCUGGCAUGGUGGACGUUCUUUACGCCAAAGUCCAUAUGAAAGAUGGCUCCAACAGGCUGCAGGAGUUAGUUGAUCGAGUGCUGGAACGUUUUCAGGCAUCUGGACUCAUCGUGAAAGAAUGGAAUAGUGUGAAACUGCAUGCCACAGUCAUGAACACGCUCUUCAGGAAAGACCCCAGUGCUGAAGGCAGGUACAAUCUCUACACAGCGGACGGCAAAUAUAUCUUCAAGGAAAGAGAAUCAUUUGAUGGCCGAAACAUUUUGAAGUUGUUUGAGAACUUCUACUUCGGUUCCCUAAAGCUCAAUUCCAUUCACAUCUCUCAGAGGUUCACAGUAGACAGCUUUGGAAACUACGCCUCCUGUGGACAGAUUGACUUCUCGUGAGGUGGAUCUCGGAGAGCACUGGAAAUUGUUCGCCCUCACGAGGUGCUGAAGAAAAGUGUCUUCAUUUUAACUGCCACGGAGGGAUAUGGAGUUGUGGAUGGUGACUUCCCUGGGUGGUUCCAUGGACUCACCAGUGCCUGUCUAGUGGAGUGUAUCGUCAGAGCGACAGCCGGGACCAUUGUGGGCACAGGAACAACUUGUGUCUGCAACCCUCAGCUUGUUCCACUUUUUUCUUCUGUGUGUGUGAGUGUAUGUGUGGUAAAAUACACAUAAGCUUUCCCGUCUUAA